Messenger RNA from Aspergillus viridinutans, 1017 nucleotides. RefSeq lists its product as uncharacterized. Lineage: Eukaryota; Fungi; Ascomycota; Eurotiomycetes; Eurotiales; Aspergillaceae. The record is from RefSeq and is a predicted model, not a curated record. The transcript has a single exon. Bases 1 to 1017 code for a protein of 338 amino acids.
AUGGAAAACCAUCCAACGGCCCUCUCCAUCAUCCAGACCGAAAACCUCACCCACGCUCUCCCGGACAAAGUCAUCCUAAUCACAGGCUGCUCCUCCGGCCUCGGCGCCGCAACCGCCCGCGCCCUCUCCAAAACAAACGCAACCCUCUUCCUCGCCGUCCGCGACAUCCCCAAAGCCCGACACGUGCUGGCCGACCUCCUCGCCCCUGCCUCUGACUCUGACUCUACCCCUGCCUCUGAUGCAGACGGCAAACCCUCGACCUCAUCCUCUCAAGGCGAGAUCCGCCUCCUCCACAUGGACCUAGCCAGUCUCUCCAGCAUCCGGCAAGCAGUGAACUCCUUCCUCUCGCAAAGCGACAAGCUGAACGUCCUAAUCAACAACGGCGGGGUGAUGGCCACACCAGAAGGCCGCACAGAGGACGGCUUCGAGACACAAUUCGGGACGAACCAUCUCGGCCAUUUCCUGCUCUUCGAGCUGCUAAAACCUAUCCUGCUGCGGUCUGUGACACCCCAAUUCCACUCGCGCGUGGUAGGCGUGACGUCGUCGGCGCACCGGAAGAGCGGGAUUCGGUUUGGGGAUCUGCAUUUCGAGUUGGGCGGGUAUGACCCAGCGCUGGCGUAUGCGCAGAGCAAGACGGCGAAUAUCUAUAUGAUGAAUGAGAUUGAGAGGCGGUUUGGGGGGCGCGGGCUGCAUGGGCUUAGUGUGCAUCCGGGGCUUAUUUUCACCGGGUUGCAGAAGUUUGUCGAUGAUGGGGUGAUGGAGGAGUGGCGGAAGCCUGGGAUGAGGCCGUAUCUGAAGACGGAAGCGCAGGGGGCUGCCACGGUUGUGGUGGCUGCUGUGGGGAGGGAGUGGGAGGGUAAAGGCGGGAAGUAUUUGGAGGACUGUAGGGAAUCGGGGCCGGCGAAGCUGGGGUUUCGGACGGUUGAUCCUGGGUAUGCGAUGCAUAUUUGGGAUCAGGAGAGCGCGGAGAGACUGUGGGAAGAGUCUCGACGGUUGGUAGGGUUGCGAGAGGAUUAA